GAGGUGGGAAUAGAAGGGGAGAAAGAGAGUGACAGAGAGGAGAGCAAAAGAGAAGAGAGUUACAAAGACAGAGGACGAUAACGGAUUCUCAGAUGAGAGCAGCGAGUAACAGGGAGAAGAGACAGAGAUGGGGAGAGAGGAGGGAAAUAGAGAAAGGGAGUUAGAGCAGUGAGAGGGAGUGGGAGGAAGAAAGAGCGAGGAUAGGAGGCAGCGCAGCGCAGUGCGGGGGGGAGAGAGAGACAGGAAGGGAGAGAGGGCGAGGGAGAGAGAGAGAGAGAGAGAGAGAGAGAGAGAGAGAGAGGGAGAUGUAGAGACAGGAAGCCUCCACUGCUACUGAGCCAGUGAGACGCAGGCAGGCUGAGAGAGAAGACGGAGAGAGGGAGAGAGAGAGAGAGAGAGAGGCCCUCGGCAUCUCCAAGGCCGGCCCAAUGAGGGGGUGAGGGGCUUAGGAGCACUACAACCAAGGAGGAUCGUGGGAGGAGAAGCAGAAACUGAGGGAAAAGAAGAGGGAAAAGGGCAGGGUGACAGAAUCAGAAACAGGCUUCAAGCAGGAAAAGGGGAUUGGGUGGGUGGGAUCUGAGCUGAGGAGGGAAAAGCAGAUAAAAGUUUUGGAGAAAGAGUAGCAGAGGGAGAGGGAAGGAGAAAAGAGACCAAAGACAGAGCAGAUGUUAAUGGAAAAGGCAGGGGGAGAUUCAUGGAAAAAGAGGAGGAAGCUCUCUGUGUCUCAGGAGUCCUCCUGUUCUUCUUCUGCAUCUUUGUCUUUCUGUGAGGCUGCUGGACAUCAUCCAUCACCAUGUUCUCUGACAGCCAGGCUCCGGCACCUGGGGAGCAGAGAGGCUUCAAGCCCCACGCCCCUCACUUCAUCCCGUGGCUGCGCAAUAGUCUGAAGUCCCACCACAGCAGUGACCUGGGGCUCAACGGACCGUACAAAUCCAACUCCGAGGGCCGCAACAAUCUGACCCCGCUGGAGAGAGCCAAAGGGAUCGGGUUCUUCUCCAUCCAGGGAAAGGACCGGUCGAAGAAGGGCGACCUACGGUGUAAUGGCGUGGGGAUGGCGAGGAUGCUACCGGUGAUGCUGAGGGGACCCCACAUCCUGCCAGGCAGUCUGGGGAAGCGGAGGGAGGACAGUCCUGUUAGAUGGAACCAGUCUCCAGAGUUAGACCCAGACUCCAAGACACAGAUCAGCCCCGGGGACGGGCCGCAGGGUCUGGACAACAGCUCCAGCUCUGCCCAGGACAAUCACACUGUUGUUAGGAACCACAGCAGCCACCUGAGCCUCCUUCACUCACAGAAUGACAGGACUAGUGCCUCAGCGAGGAAAUAUGGCCCACUGGUGGGACCCCCUCAUGUUCCUGCUCCUGCACUGCUCGCUGAGGAGUCAAACUGUAAGGUGCCUGUUGUGGUGUGUACAGAGGACAGGAAGGGGAAGGUGUGGGACUACGCCAGCCAGACCACCUACCGCCAGAGAGACCUCCAUUCAUGCAGCUGGCUCAGCCCAGACACUCGGGGACUAAUCGAGAGGCAGCAUGGGUUCAGCUCCAGCCUCAGCUACAUCAAACAACAGAGCAGGAAUUCCCAGAGCCAGAGAGACCUGACAGCACUGAGGGAUCCAGCUGUGGAGGGUUUCAAUGGGCCACUCAGUAGAGUCAUCUUCUCCACUGAAGUUCCUCAGAGAGACCCAGGCUGUACCGCAACUCUACGAGGCCCCAGGAAACCGAGACCAAGCUCGGAGCGCAUUGCAGUCCUGGGCCAGAACCAGACGUGGGUCCGGCACGGAUCAACCAGUGAAGGGGAGUCACAGAGGAAAGAAGCAGGCUGCAGCAGGAAGGCGGUUCGAAACCAGAUUAAACGGGUGGUGAACAAUCUGGAGCAGGUGCUUACAGCACUGAGGGAUGUUCACCAGGAAAUGAAAGAGGUGGUGCAGCAGAUUGACUAUCUAACUUCGUCCAUUGAUCUGAAUGAGGAGGAGCAGCAGGGGACUGGAGGAGGCGACGGUGCCAAGCCUCCCAGCGACAGCAGCUCCAGUUCGGGUUCCAGCUCCAGCGAGGUGACGUUAGGCAGCACCUAUCAGAGGCCUUCAGAGCCUGAAGACCAGCCAGUAACCACACACUCAUCUGGCACCCUCAGGAGAGAUCAUCAUAGCAGGGGCCAAUCUCCACCAAGUGUGCAGUUGUGCCCGGUGUCCUCUGGUGUUUCAUCAGAGAGGAGUCGAACUCUCCGGUUCACCUGUAGUCUCGGGUCUCCUCCCAGACAAAGUGGACCGAUGCCAUACAACAGUCUCCCUUCAUCUAGUCCACCUCAACCUCAAAGCCUCACCUCCGAUGACCUUACACUGCCUCCCCAAAGAAUCCUCCCUGUACGGCCUCCCACUCCUGGUCUCUCCCCUCUAACAGUAAACCUUCAUCCCCCCAACAGCCCUGGUUCUCAGCCUCACUCCCCUGCUCCAUCCUCCCCAUUCAGGAUCAGCCCUGUCUCCCCUUCUUCCCCUCUGUCUCCGAAGUCUCAAGCACCCCCCGCCCUUAGCCCAUCUGUCAUCAUAGAGACCAAAGUUGGGUCCUAUCAGACCCCACAAAGUGACCACCCAUCUGCUGGCUCGCUCUCUCCAUCAUCGACCCAGCCUCCGUGUGCCAGCUGCCCACCCACCGAUACAGAAACUCAAGCUGUGUCCAACGCUGACAGAGAGAGUCGAGCGUCCUCAGAAGCACCUGCUCAUACAGCUUCACAAGUGUGUGCCGCCUCUGCAGCCACAGCUAAACCACCCGUAGCACAGAGCCGCAGAGGUCGCAAACCUCCACCUUACCCCCACCACAGAUUCUCUGAACACACAAAGAGAGCGAAGGAGACCCGCAAAGCUCCUCCGUAUCCAGAGAAAAGAAGGCUGCUCUCGACCACAGUGUGAGACAUUGCAGCAGGAGGGAGGAGGCUGAUCGAACAGAGCCAUAUUAACAGCACCAGCCGCGAGUCCGCAAGAGUGGAGAGUGAUUUAAGGCUCGCCAAGUUGAGCUGAGACCAAGUUUCCAAGGUGACAGGACGUAGAUGCAACUUGGGGAUCUGGAUGUGCUUAUUUCCUGUUGUGAUCCCGGAGGAAGCCUCGAUGGUGACAAAAGGGACACACAAACAUCCCUGCUGAGCAUUUCCCCAACUCCAGGGGAUCACAUCUAGACAGAUGAGAGAAACCAAACCGAGACCAAACAAGGGCACGGAGCCAGAGCAGGAGGAGGAAACAUGUGCUCUCACUAAUGGCAGAAUGUCAGGACUGUCCUUGCUGGGGGAAGGAGGCGUGUCAAGGUGUGCUUCACUUCACCGACGACCACAUCAGACACGGCAGACCUCCGCUAAGUGACUGAGCUCAGACAUUAACCUUCCAUGAAACAUUAUGUGCAAAGACACGACGAUUCUGAGUCUGACUUCCAGGACAAAUAAAAAGUUUUUGUGUUA
This is a messenger RNA of Seriola aureovittata, 3438 nucleotides long. RefSeq names its product arginine-glutamic acid dipeptide repeats protein. The transcript is spliced from 4 exons. Bases 794 to 2899 code for a protein of 701 amino acids. Gene Ontology annotation, biological process: positive regulation of translation; positive regulation of cell size. NCBI's taxonomy places the organism in Eukaryota, Metazoa, Chordata, Actinopteri, Carangiformes, Carangidae. The record is from RefSeq and is a predicted model, not a curated record.